GCUGGGUGAACCAGUGCAGCAAUGACACUCCUCCAUGAUUGCAACAUUUGAUGCCCUCCCCUUCCUCUUUCUGGUGCUGCCAGUGGGCAAAGCACUAAACCACGAAACUAAACUGAACAAGUAUUAUCUGUGAGUACUUUCACUGUCUCAAAUUUCAAAUCAUAUCAACUUUCCCAAUUUUUCAAACAAUUCUCCUACCCUACUGCUUGUAGAGUUUGGGGGUGAAAUAGCAACCUUGGAAAAACUCGCUUCAGCUAUUUGUCCAUAAGAAACACAGAGUAAGGAACAGACAAGCGCUUUAAACUUCUUUUUUCACUUUUUCUUGCUUUUCUUUUUUCUUUUUUUUUUCAGCUGUUCACUUUGGGUGUGAACCUGUUGGAGUGCAGAAGAUGGAAGACAGCAUGGACACAAGAUAUCUGCUGCUGUUCAUACUUUGGAGUUCACACAUCUACUUGGGAAAUGCUGAAGGUACUGCGGUCAAGCCUAGACUCUCUCUGGAGGGGACCCUGCCAGUGCUCACUGGGCAUGCUGUCACCAUAAGCUGUGAACUACAGUCUACUGGGUGGAUCUUCUACUUCUACAAAACCACGUCUGACUCCCAGCCUGUUAGCGUGUCUGAGGUAAACUCCUACAGCAUCAGCUCUGUUAAAGUCUCUGAUGGAGGACAGUACUGGUGCAGAGCUGGGAGAGGAGACCCACUCUAUCACACACCGUACAGCAACGAGGUUUGGGUGAAUGUCACCGAGAGACCAAAAGCUGUUGUGAGUCUGCAGUAUAAUUGGACAGAAGUCUUCCGUGGAGAGACAGUCACCCUACGAUGUGACAUCAAGACAAGGGGAAACCCUGACUGGGAAUACAGCUGGUACAGAAAAGGAAGUUCUCUGUCUGGUAAUCAGAAUCUGUAUACAUUCACUGCUACUUCUGUAUACAAAGACACGUUCACAUGUAAAGGGACACAGAGAAGCGUCCAAAUGGAGUCAGACGUCAGUGAACCUUUCAUUUUGAGCGUAUUCGAGAGACCAACGGCAGUUCUUAGAAGACUUCCACAGACCUGGUUUACUGAAGGAGACUUGGUGACUCUGAGCUGUGAGGUUAGAGGCUCCACUACAGGAUGGAGAUUCCACUGGUACAAGACUGCCCCCUACAGUCCUGAGUUGGUAUAUGUGUUACAUGAGAGUAGGAGAUAUUCUCUACAGCUGGUCUCAGACAGCAUCAGUGGAGCUGGAGGCUCCUAUACUCUCAGCCCAGCUGCUCUUAGACACACAGGGGUUUAUGUGUGCAGAGCAGAGAGAGGAGAGCCAGCCUAUCACACAGAGUUCAGCAAGGCUCAACCUCUCUUUAUAACAGGUCGGUCUUCAGCCUCACUGGUCAUCAGACCCAACAGAACCCAGCACUUCACGACCGCGUCUCUGUCACUGAGCUGUGAGGUCCAGGACAAUUCCACUGGAUGGAGACUGAGAUGGUUCACCAAGAGAGAAGAAAUAUCAGAGUGUCCAUCUUUGUGGACCACAGCAGCGGGACCUCGAUGUAGUACUGCCCAAUUGCUCCCAUCUGACAGCGGAGUGUACUGGUGUCAGUCAGACUGCAAGUACAGUCACAUUGUCAACAUAACAGUGCACAGUAAGAAGUCAACAUAUCUGUUGUAUAAUGUGUAUCCACAAUUCAAUUAAUUAUAUUUGAACUCAGUAUCAAAAAGGAUUGUCUUCCCUUACUUGCUAGUAUAAUUUGGUGUAAUAUGGAUUGACCCAACAUAUAGACAUGUCAUCAGGCCCUCAAUCACCCAGGUCAUCUAUGUACAUGGGUGCCAAGCCACUUCUGACUUCAGCCAACCUCUUGAGAUGUUCGUUCAUAUGUUCUUUAAUACAAAGAUAAAGCACAAAUUAACAUUGACUAUGACUGUUGCAGUUAAAAUGUCGUCUGAUGCAUUGUCUUUGAGAAUUCAGAAACCACCCAUGCAGUAACUUGUGAAGUUGUCAUUCCAUGUAGCAUGUAGCAUGUAGCUUUAACCCCAUUCCUUUCUGUCUGCACAGAUGGUCCGGUGAUCAUUGACAGCCCUGCCUACCCAGUGACUGAGGGGGACCACCUGAGUCUGCGCUGCAUAUAUCGCUCCCCCCCA
This is a messenger RNA of Clupea harengus (Atlantic herring), 2116 nucleotides long. Its product is annotated as Fc receptor-like protein 5. The transcript has 6 exons. Lineage: Eukaryota; Metazoa; Chordata; Actinopteri; Clupeiformes; Clupeidae. Gene Ontology annotation, biological process: cell surface receptor signaling pathway; immune response. Gene Ontology annotation, molecular function: transmembrane signaling receptor activity. Bases 390 to 1670 code for a protein of 426 amino acids. Gene Ontology annotation, cellular component: external side of plasma membrane. The record is from RefSeq and is a predicted model, not a curated record.